Penicillium longicatenatum is the source of this 1158-nucleotide messenger RNA. Its product is annotated as zinc-dependent alcohol dehydrogenase. The record is from RefSeq and is a predicted model, not a curated record. Lineage: Eukaryota; Fungi; Ascomycota; Eurotiomycetes; Eurotiales; Aspergillaceae. Gene Ontology annotation, molecular function: oxidoreductase activity. Bases 1 to 1158 code for a protein of 385 amino acids. The transcript has 8 exons.
AUGUCUGUCCCAGCUACCCAGAUCGCAGCUGUGAUCCCCGCAUCUGGGGGAAAAGCUGUUUCGGAUGUGCAAAUCAGCAACACGCAUUCAGUUCCAACCCCGGGAGCUGGAGAAGUCCUGAUAAAAUUGGACUUCUCGGGGGUUUGCCAUUCCGAUGUCCACAGCAUUCGAGGCGACACACCUAUGAAGACCGAUGUGGCAGGUCAUGAAGGAGUGGGAAGGGUGGUAGCAGGUGAGAACUCGCAUUGCAUUGCCCUGUUUGACUUUGGGGGUGGCCUCGAUGAGACUCAAUGGAUGGGUCAAGUAGUGGGGGUAAGAUGGUUGUACAGCUCUUGUUUGCAGUGCGAAGUCUGCGAGGUCAACCAUACGGCAUGCCCUAAGCAAAGGAACGCCGGCGCGAAUGUUCCGGGCACUUUUCAACAAUACAUUGUUAGUCCCGCGAUCCAUGCCACGAAGAUUCCACCUGGACUUUCUCCUGAUUUAGCGGCACCUCUUCUCUGUGCUGGCAUCGCUAUGUACUCUUCGAUCAAGAAAGCCAAGGCCCGGCAGGGUAACUGGCUUGCUAUAAUUGGUGCCGGUGGAGGCUUGGGACAUAUGGGUAUUCAAAUUGCAGCCAAACAAGGACUAAAAGUCCUUGCAAUCGAUACGGGUGACAAAAAGAAAGAACUGUGUUUUUCACUCGGGGCCACCGAAUUUCUAGACUUCCGCAAAGUGGAUAUAGUCGAAGGCGCCAAAUCAAUCACAUCAGGCCUGGGUGUCCAUGCUGUGAUUUGUACCGCCAAUGGGGAGGCAGCUUACCAACAAAGCAUGCAAAUGCUUCGGCCACUGGGUACUCUGGUCUGCGUUGGGAUUCCGCAUGUUUCAUUCCGGCUCCCAGCUACUCCUUUUGAAAUGAUAGUCAAAGGCGAGUCAUGGAAAAUGCAUGAUUUGUACUUUAUAAACAGGUUCACUAACGAGCUCUUGCUGAAUACUACAGGCCUCACGAUUGUCGGCAACUCCGCGGGGACAUCUGAGGAAAUGAAUGAACUUUUGGCUAUGGCGGUCAAAGGUGAUGUGCAGGCGCAUAUUGAAUUGUUCGAGCUACAGGAGAUUGUCGAUGUUUUGCAGCGACUUGAACGGUCUGAGAUUGAGGGGAGAGCCGUCUUGAGAAUUCCUUGA